Messenger RNA from Physella acuta, 942 nucleotides. Its product is annotated as fibrinogen-like protein A. Lineage: Eukaryota; Metazoa; Mollusca; Gastropoda; Physidae. The record is from RefSeq and is a predicted model, not a curated record.
AUGACAUGGCCACAGCCUGCACCGCUACCCACACUAAAACACACCAGGUACAAGAAGCUGGAUGACCGCGGUGUGGCCAUGCUGCCCAUUAACAGGGAGUUUGACCAGGUCAGCCACUUGUCCUGCGCCUCACUGUGUACAACAUCAAGGAAGAGAUGCUACAGCUACAUCUACAACACGACCACCCGACACUGCAGCUUGGGUUCUUGGUUAUUUCCCCUUAAGUCAUCAGACCAGACCAGCCAAGGAAAGAUCUACUCAACCGGAAAGUUCUGUAACACCACCAGAAACAUCACAGUUCUGCCUGACUUGUCGGUCCUACCAUCGGAUCUCGCAUUUUGUCUGGAGUCUUGUCGUGACCUUGACAGCAGUGACCCCAGACCUAUCGUGACCCUUAAAUCUGGACUUCAGGUCAUGUGUGACACAGUGACCGACGGUGGAGGAUGGACCAUUUUCCAAAGACGUGUUUCCGGAACCGUAGACUUUUACCGAAACUGGACGGAAUACAAAAACGGUUUCGGUAACUUCAUCUCAGGAAACUUCUACCUCGGUAACGAAAAUAUUUACCUCAUCACCUCGCAAAUCCAACACGAGCUUCGAGUCGACUUAACCAUCGACGGGAAAAACUUCUUCGCCAAGUACUCCAACUUCAGCAUCUCUAGCGAGACCAACGGCUACAGGCUGAUGGUAUCAGGGUACAACGGCACCGCUAGCGACGGCCUGAACUACCACAACAACAUGAUGUUCACCACCUACGACAGGGACAACGACAAGUACGACGGCAACUGCGCCGUGGCUUUCCACGGCGCCUGGUGGUACCUGUUCUGUUACUACUCCAACCUCAACGGCCUGUGGGGCGACACCGGCGACAUGGGGACUCACUGGGUCAAAGGUCAAUAUACUUCCAUCACCUUCACGGAGAUGAAGAUAAGGUCCGUCUGA